Branchiostoma floridae (Florida lancelet) is the source of this 2321-nucleotide messenger RNA. RefSeq names its product zinc finger protein 501-like. Gene Ontology annotation, molecular function: DNA-binding transcription factor activity, RNA polymerase II-specific; RNA polymerase II transcription regulatory region sequence-specific DNA binding. The record is from RefSeq and is a predicted model, not a curated record. NCBI's taxonomy places the organism in Eukaryota, Metazoa, Chordata, Leptocardii, Amphioxiformes, Branchiostomatidae. The transcript has a single exon. Gene Ontology annotation, biological process: regulation of transcription by RNA polymerase II. The coding region runs from base 71 to 1594 and encodes 507 amino acids. Gene Ontology annotation, cellular component: nucleus.
AGCUGGGAAAUCCUAUAAAUGUGACCAGUGCGACUUUUCUUCUGCGUGGAAAAAGAGUUUAGUCCUACACAUGGUGCGACACAAUGGCGAGAAACCGUACAAAUGUGGAGAGUGCGGGUUCACAACUGCUGCUAAAUAUGAACUUACCAGACAUAUGACAAAGCAUACAGGUGAGAAACCUCACAAAUGUGACCAGUGUGACUAUUCCUCUGCAAAGAAAAGUAAUCUAAGGACACACAUGUUGAAACAUGGUGGUGAGAAACAAGGGUACAAGGCAUUUGAUAGGUCUGAUCUGUCGAUGCAUAUGAAAAGACAUACAGCCGGGACAUCCUUUAAAUGUGACCAGUGCGACUUUUCUUCUGCGUGGAAAAAGAGUUUAGUCCUACACAUGGUGCGACACACUGGCGAGAAACCCUACAAAUGUGGUGAGUGCGAGUACAGAACUGCUACUAAAUAUGAACUAACCAGACAUAUGACAAAACAUACAGGUGAGAAACCUCACAAAUGUGACCAGUGUGACUAUUCCUCUGCAAAGAAAAGUAAUCUAAGGACACACAUGUUAAAACAUGGUGGUGAGAAAACCUCUCUGUGUGGAGAUAGCGGGUACACGGCAGUAGAUAGGUCUGAUCUAUCGAUGCAUAUGAAAACACAUACAGCUGGGAAAUCCUAUAAAUGUGACCAGUGCGACUUUUCUUCUGCGUGGAAAAAGAGUUUAGUCCUACACAUGUCACACCACACUGGCGAGAAACCCUACAAAUGUGGAGAGUGCGAGUUCCGAACUGCUGCUAAAUUUGAACUAACAAGACAUCUGAGAAAACACACAAGUGAGAAACCCUAUAAAUGUGACCUGUGCGAAUAUUCUGCAUCGUGGAAAAAAAAUUUAGACCAACACAUGGCUAAACACACUGGCGAGAAACCCUACAAGUGCGGACAGUGCGAGUUCAGGACAGCUACUAAAGGUAACCUUACCAAGCAUUUGAGAAAUCAUGCAGGUGAGAAACCCUAUAAAUGUGACCAGUGCGACUAUGUUGCUGCGUGGAAAAAGAAUUUAGACCAACACAUGGCUAAACACACUGGCGAGAAACCCUACAAGUGCGGACAGUGCGAGUUCAGGGCGGCUGCAAAAUCUAACCUAGUCAGACAUAUGAGAAAACACACCGGUGAGAAACCCUACAUGUGUGAGAAAUGUGGAUUCAUGGCUGCUAAAAUGUCUGACCUCUCAAGCCACAUGAGGACGCAUACAGGCGAAAAGCCCUACAAGUGCGACCAGUGCGACUAUUCCACAGCACGGAAAGCACAUUUAGACGAGCACAUGGCAAAGCAUACGGGUAACAAACCUUACUUGUGUGAGCAGUGCGGGUAUACGACAGCUUACAACUCUGACCUACUUGUACACUUAAAAAGACAUACCGGUGACAAACCCUACAAAUGUGACCUAUGCGAUUAUUCUACUGUAGGGAAAAAACAGUUAAACCAGCACGCGACGAAGCACACUGGCGACAAGCCGUAUAUGUGUGAGGAGUGUGGUUACCGAACAGUUAAGAAAUAUAACUUAACUGUACAUCUAAGAAAGCAUACCGGCAAGAAUUGUUAAGAAGUCACAAUUAACUCUACACCAAAGAAAACACACCGGUGAGAAACUCGACAAAUGUGACAAAUGCGACUAUUCUGCUGGACAGAAAAGCUAUCUAGACCAACACAUGACGACGUACACAGGCAAGAAACCCUUGAGAAGUGCGGUUACAGAACAGUUAAGAAGCCUCACUUAACUGUACAUUUAAGGAAACAUACCGGCGAGGAAUCUUAGAAAUGUGACAUGUGCGACUAUUCUGCUACUCGGCAAGAGUCUCUAGACCAGCACACAUGUGAAAGCUCCUUGAUGUAACGGACCCUUAUGUGUGCGGGAAGUGCGCUUGCUGGCAGUUAAGAAACCACACUUAACUGUACACCAAAGAAAACAUACCUGUGAGAAACCUUAGAAGAAAUGUGUUCUAUGCGACUAUUCUGCUGCACGGAAAGUAUGCGAACCAGCAUAUGGCACAACACACAAGGUAACAAACCAUAUCUGUGUGAUGUGUUCGGAUACAGGGCAGUAAAGAAGUCCCACUUAACUGUACACCAAAGAAAACUUACCGGUGUCAAACCCUACUACAUGUAAUGUGACUUUUCUGCUGGACACGGAAACAGAACUGCACAACAAGAUUCUACCCUGAUGAUGGUGUCUGAUAGAAAACGAAACGUUGGAACCGCCUAUAGAACCUUACUAUUAGCCUCUACCAGGCUACGUGGAUCGGUGGUCUAAUUGUAGAAAUUGGUCAAAU